This is a messenger RNA of Magallana angulata, 29166 nucleotides long. RefSeq lists its product as uncharacterized. Lineage: Eukaryota; Metazoa; Mollusca; Bivalvia; Ostreida; Ostreidae. The coding region runs from base 271 to 28581 and encodes 9436 amino acids. Gene Ontology annotation, molecular function: calcium ion binding. Gene Ontology annotation, biological process: homophilic cell-cell adhesion. The record is from RefSeq and is a predicted model, not a curated record. The transcript has 174 exons. Gene Ontology annotation, cellular component: plasma membrane.
GAUCAGACUUCCAAAAUAGUAGCACUGUAAAGGUAUUCAUAUCUGGAGUCAUUGAAUAUAUUGUCAUACCUGACUUCACAAGGUGUGGUAGAACAUAGUCGCGGUUAGGACCAUGAGUAGCUACUGAUUUAUCGCUUCAGCAUCACACAGCAAGGAUUGUAUUAUUUUCGAUUAAUGAAUGUUUGAUUUGAUUAAUUAUUGGAUCGAUUGCAAACAGUUUGUAGCAGGAUUUUAAAGCGCAGAAGAGGACAGGGAUCCUCUUUUAUCAGGAUGUGGAGCCCAAACCAUUUGAUGGUGCUUUUACUACUGGUGGUGCUAACAACACACACAGUGAAAUCCCAAGAGCCAUGUACCAGAAGCGCUGGCAUCUCGGACCCGAACAUUGCUGGUGCAGUGUAUGAAUCCAGUGUAUUAGAAUUUGACCCGAAUUCCCCUCUCUACAGAACGGACACUACAAUCGAAGGAAUCAAUGGAGGAACUGAUGUUAACUCGGGCGUUACUCUAACUAUCGCCCGUACACAGGCCACACCAAGUUCAGUGAAUUUGAAUGAUCUGAUUGAACUGGUAACAGAGACUGUGUCUGACUCGUCCUUUGGAAGGCGUACUUACAUUCGAUUGAAGAAAGAAAUCGACAGAGAUGGAACUUCAUUCACAGCCGUUGAUGACCUGGACACAAUUGAAUUUGAAAUAUCGUGUGUGUCCCGGAAAAGUCCCACAGAAACCAAGUAUUUCCUUGUGCAACUGGAGAUUAGAGACAUCAACGAUAAUCCGCCCAUCUUUGUUAAUGCUCCGUACACAGCUUCAGUUGAUGAGUCAGCUCCUGUUGGAACCACAGUGUAUUCUGGGAUAUCAGCAACAGAUUUGGAUGCUGGAUCAAACAAAGAGAUAGAAUUUGCCAUAUUUGCUGGAGAUGGUAGUAUUAAUGAUGGUUCCACCAGAUUUCUACUCCCCAUAACAUCACGAGGAGAAAUCGUUGUCAGACAACCAUUAGAUUUUGAGUCUGUUCGGUCAUAUACUCUUACAAUAACUGCAACUGACAAAGCCAGUAAUCCUGCUGACAGAAGACAAGCUACCACCACCAUAACAAUCAGUGUCAAUGAUGUCGAUGAUCUGGGACCCAAGUUUGUGUACACCGGGUGUGUUGAGGUGGACAAUGUCUGUUUUAACCCAACUUAUUCAACUAGUGUGACAUCUGGAUCAACAGGUAGUACACUUGUAUUUAAUCCUGUACCACCAAAUUCUGGUAAUCCAAAUGCUGUUGUGAAUAUUGUGGCAGAGGACAGGGAUACUCUCAAUGCACCUAUCAACUUUGCUAUACAACAAACUCUUCCAACUGGCUACCAGAAUAGGUUCCAGGUUACCACUCAACAAGUGUCAGGUUCAGCUAACCAGUACCAAGCUAUUGUAACCCAGACCAGUCCCUUGGAUAGAUCCCAGGUUCCUGAGCUCGAACUCUUCAUUGAGGCUCGAGAAACUCUGACUAACAGAUAUUCCAACAGAGCGACAAUAAAGAUGACUAUUGCUGCAGCCAAUAACAAUAACCCAGUGCUCACUGUGCCAUUCCAAGGAUUCAUCUAUGAAAAUUCUCCCGUAGGAACAAUACCAAGGAAUAGUGACGGAUCUAAUCUGUUGAAAAUCUCGGUCACUGAUCCAGAUCUGAUAUCUGGUGAGAUUGGAACAUACACCUACACAGUUAGUGGAACGUCGCUGUUUCGAGUUAACAGUGAAGGAUACGUGGAAGCUGCAGCAUCUAUUAACUAUGAAACUAAUCCUGUUGUCACUUUUACGGUGACAGGAACUGAAGUAGGAACACAAAACCCAAGAAGUGGAAGUGUACAAGUCACUGUCAAUGUCAGAGAUCUGAAUGACAAUUCUCCUGUGUUUGAGGCACCAAGGUAUACUGACACAAUUGUUGAAGGAGACUACACUACCAGCAACCAAGUUCUUUUGGAUGUCAAAGCUACAGAUGACGAUAGUGGUGCCUUUGGUGAUAUUGCAUAUACCAUACAAAGUGUUUCAAACAAUGGGGCUUCCAAGUUCACCAUUCAGCCAAGCUCACAACAAGGACAGGCCACAAUCAGCUGUGUGGGGGCUGUUGCAGAAGGGGAAAUCUAUGUCAUUAUGGUCCAAGCAACAGACCAAGGACAGCCUAUUGCAGAAAGAAGGAGUACCUCAGUACCUGUAGAAGUGACCGUGACCCCAUUGGGAACACGUCCUCCUGUCAUUGAUGCUGCCGCCUUUACAAUCUCUGUCAGUGAGGCAGUACCAAUAGGCUCUUCUUUGUGGACAGUUCCAGCCAGAGAUCCAGAGGGCCUACCUCUAACCUUUACAAUAACUGCUGGAAAUGUUAACAGUGAUUUCAUAAUCAAUUCAACAACAGGUGAACUAAGAACAGCAAGACGUUUGAAUAGGGAAGGAACACCUCAAUAUACGCUAAAUAUUCAAGUUCAGGAUCAAUCAGGAUUGACUGCACAGACAACACUUACAAUUAUUGUACAAGAUGUCAACGAUAACAACCCUGUUUUUACACCAACAUCCUACACGUUUAGUGUGUUUGAGGGCAGAACAAAUGAACCUGUAGGAACUGUUACGGCAACAGAUUCAGACACAGGAGCUAAUGCCCUUGUAAAUUAUCAGAUAUCACCAUAUUCAUCAACUGACUCUGCAAAUUUAUUUUUCAUAACUUCGACUGGAGCCAUCACAACAGCGACGGCAUUGGACUAUGAAGUUAAGCAAAGACACGUCAUUCUGGUGCUGGGCACCGAUGGAGGUUUUAGCAGCAGGACAGGAACAGCCACCGUCACCAUCAAUGUUCAGGAUGUGCAGGACGUGAUUCCUUUGUUUACAGAGACCAACAUAGAACGCUCUAUUCCAGAGAGACAGCCAACUGGGACAUCUGUGGCUCAAGUCUUGGCCAUAGAUCAGGACACAGUUGAUAGCAUCACUUACAAAUUCAGUACAGGAGAUUUCACUGUUUUCAAUAUAAACUCAAACAGUGGCGUUAUUACAAACAACCAGCUUCUGCAAUAUGAGACAAGGAGCCGCUACGUGUUCACAGUGACAACAGCCGAGGGAGAGUCAUCUAAUGCUCUCUCUGCAACAGCAACAGUCACUAUCAACAUACAGGACAUCAACAAUUACCCUCCAGUGAUUCAGGCUGUGCCAUCCAAUUUGCAAUUCCUGGAGAACAUCCCGGUGGGAACGGAGCUUUUGUCCAGUAUCACUGUGACAGAUGCUGAUGCUCAGAAUACUGCCAACAGUCGGGUAACAUUCAGAAUUACCUCGGUAACUUCUAGUGCAACAGUUCAAAACCCGAACUUACAACAGUGGUUCUACAUCAACCCUGAAACUGGAAAAAUAACCCUUGCGAGGUCAUUUCAACAAGAUCCAGGGGUUACCAGUUACAAUAUUAAUGUCAACGUACAAGAUGGCGGAGUGCCACCUUUAUCUGCCUCCACCACAGUUACAAUUACAGUGAUCAGAAACACUGCUCCAUUUUUCCCUGCUCCCAAAACAACCACAGUCACCAUUCCUAACACCCGAAACAGUGGCUCUGAAGUCAUCACCUACACCGCUACAGACAAUGAUGCCAGGCCUGAGUUUAACCAGGUGACCUACUCCAUGGUAACUGACACAACAGCAGCCUCCCUGUUCAGACUGGAACCAACAAGUGGUAGGAUCACUCUGGUCAGCAGCCUUACAGCUGAUGAUGCCCCGCGGUAUCUGUUGACAAUCACAGCAACAGACAAUGGUGGUUUGUCGGACACAGGAACAGUGACUGUGAGUGUGGACCGCAAUCUGAACGACCCUCAGUGGUUCCCUACUGGAGGACCUUAUAGCGCCACAGUCAAUGUGACCGAAAAUAGACCAGUCUUAGAGACGGUGUACACCCUGUCUACACAAGACUUGGAUGUUCAGGAACCAUUCAACACCAGGAUCUAUAGUAUUUUAUCAACCAGCAGUGCUGCCCAACAUUUUCAAAUUUCAAGUCAGGGAAAUGUUCAGAUUAUCAGAUCACUGGCCAUUGACCGUACCGUCAACCAGUAUGUGCUGACCAUACAGCUAAGGGAUGGUGGAAAUAAAGUGGCUGCCCAGCAGUUUACAUUGACUGUGAAUGUCAUCAGAAAUACAAACCCACCAGUCUUCUUUGACACUUCUUAUUACCAAGAAAUCGAAGAAACACUUGCUGUGGGGACCAGUAUUUUACGAGUGCAGGCCAGUGAUCAAGAUCCAGAGCUUCAGUUCAGGACCAUAACUUACACACUGUUAGCCAACACUGCUGGAAACAAUCUGUUUUCGAUGGAGCAAGGAACUGGUAUUAUCAGAGUGAAGAGUGCAUUAACUGGCGAUCCUACUGUAACAUUUAAUAUGGUGGCAGUUGCUACAGAUGGUGGCAGCCCAUCCCAAUCAGCCAACGCAAUGGUAACAAUCAAAGUCAAUCGCAAUCGCAACACUCCAGUGUGGAAUUCUCUUAAUUACCAGGCCACCAUUUUAGAAACCCAGACUGUGGCGUUACCUUUAACCCUGAGUCCCACAGGUCUCUCUGCUUCAGACAGUGAUGCUCAACCACCCAACAAUGUGGUCAAUUACCGCUUGACAGCUGUUGUUGCCAGGAGUGGGUCUACUGUCUAUGCCAAUGAGCAAGGCAACUUUGCUGUCAGUAACACUGGGCAGGUGACAGUGAGAAGUCCUUUAAAUGGGCUCACUGCCACGGAGUAUUUGCUGUAUGUGGAAGCUUAUGAUUUGGGAGAUCCCUCCAGAGUUAGUUCUAGUAACGCUACUGUCACCAUCAAUGUACAAAGGAAUAGAGCACCUGUUUUUGUGCAAACAUCUUAUACCUUCGAUAUGAAUGAAGUUGCAACUGUUAAUCCUCAGACUGUAGUCGGACAAGUUCUGGCCAAUGACCCAGAUAAUGGAAUCCCAGAGUUUAAUACACUUUCUUAUGCCAUUGAAAAUAUUGGUAUCGGAUCGCCAAAUGCCUAUCUUGCUAUAGAUUCCAAUGGUCGCAUUACCUUGCAAAAUAUUGUUAGUGGUAUACAGGACAAAGAAUUCAGGUUUUUGGUUCGUGUCUCAGACAAUGGAGUACCUUCAUUAACUGAUGAGGCUGUGGUCACUGUAAACAUCAAAAGAAACUUGUGGACCCCUGCCUUCAAUCCACUGAAUUAUGCUGUCACUAUUCAGGAAACACUUCCGGUGGGAGCAGAAAUUGGAGUAACUGUUGCAGCAACAGAUCAAGAUUUAAGUGCACCAAAUAAUCAAGUCGUGUAUUCAGCUAAUGGAGACCAGAGUGCCAUUCAGUACUUUGAUAUAGAUGAGACAUCUGGGAAAGUCUUGGUUAAACAACCUUUGUAUACAGGGACUUCUUCUCAAUACAUUCUGACUGUUAGAGUAGCUGAUAGAGCAACACCACCGCUGGAAUCUCAGCAAACCGCCUCGGUGACCAUUACUGUCGAGCGAAACCAGUUUCCUCCAGUUUUCCGGAAUCUGCCCACAACUCGAUCUCUUCCUCGCACUGCAGGAUUUGGUUUCAGUGUCUACACUGUCUUUGCUAAUGAUAGCGAUAUUAGGUCUCCUUUUAAUGUUGUCUCCUACUCCCUUGUGUCAGGAACAAACCAGUUCCAAAUUGAUCAAACAACAGGCCAGAUAACUUUACGGACAAACUCUCUCACACAAGCGGAGUAUGUUUUGACUGUUGAAGCCAGAGAUGGAGCAGACAUUCCAAGGAGAAGCUACUCCACACUGACUCUCACAGUAGACAGUAACUUGGAGAAACCUGUGUGGGCCAACCCUGGAGCAUCCUCGUCAUACGAAGCCACUGCCACAAUAUACGAGACACAUGAUUAUGUUACAUCUGUGUUUUCAUUCUUAGCUAAUGAUUUAGACAGUGUGAGCCCAUACAACACAGUCCGAUAUGUUGUGGAAGGGAAUGGAAAUGCCCCAAAUUUCUUCACUGUGGCUGACAAUGGACAAACAUUCCUCAAAACAUCUCUGCUGCAAAGAACAGAAAUCCAGUUCGUGUUGUUGGUGAGAGCAGAGGAUGGAGGAAACCCCCCUCGUCAGGCAGACAACAAAGCAAGACUUACCAUAAAUGUCAUAAGAAACAACAAUGCUCCACAAUGGCAGAACCCCAUGACAACAACUCUGGUCUCCCAACAAGCAGGAGUCGGCCAGACCGUGGGAAAUGCACUGUUAGCCACAGAUUCUGACACUUUCUUUAACGUUGUGAGAUACGAGAUCAUUGGAGAUGGGGAUUCCACUGCCUUCUUUACAAUCGCCAACCCAGCUAAUGGGCAGAUCACUGUGGCUAACUCUCUGGCAUCAUCCUCUGACCUAGUGUAUUAUAUCCGAGUACGAGCCUAUGACAAUGGUGUGCCAGCAAAGGACAAUGUGACUGUAGUCACUGUGACGGUAGAGAGGAACAACUUUGCACCAGAGAUUACCUCCCCUACUGUUAGUGAAAGAAUUCCAGAAACUCAGGAUCUGGGUGUAACUAUAGCAACAGUUACAGCUACAGACAGGGACACCCAGUCACCUCACAAUGUGAUCAGAUUCCAGAUGUUUGCUUCAACGCCAGCCUCAGAUUACUUUGGAAUUGACAGCCAGAAUGGAAACAUCUUUGUCAAGAGAGACCUGACUUUAGAUACUUCGAACAGAUAUCUGAUGUAUGUACAAGCCUAUGAUAUGGGAUCUCCCUCCAAGACAUCAGCUACCAAUGCCACAGUGACAAUAGAUAUAUACAGGAACUUACGAGACCCCUUCUUCAGUGGGGGACCAUUUGCUGCCACCAUUCCUGAGACUUCUGUCAUUGGAACUUCUGUACUACAAAUCAACUUUGGUGACAGUGACACUGACGCACCAUUCAACACAGUGACUGUAUCUGCCAUUGGAGAUGACAAAGCCCUGACUUAUUUCAGUCUGGAUAUUAAUAACCGAAUUGUUGUGAAGAGUGAUCUGAAAGCAGACUCGGACACUCAAUAUCUGAUGAGAAUUUUGGCUCAAGAUGGUGGAUCACCUCCAAGAACAGCAACCACGGUAGCUUCCAUAACAGUGCAGCGCAACAUCAAUAGUCCAGUAUUUGAGAGACAGUCUUAUAAUGAGACAAUUCUGGAAACACGACAACUUGGUCUUUCAUUCCUGCAAGUAAAAGCAACAGAUGGAGAUACAAGGGCACCAUACAAUGAAGUUCGAUACUUUAUGAGCACAGAUGCAGGAAGUACUUUGGGAGCCCAGUAUUUCAUGGUGGAUGAUGUCACUGGAGACAUCAGUCUUCGCCAGUCUCCCAUGCUGGAUAAUGCUAGAACUGUUGAUUACACUUUUACUGUGAAUGCUGUAGACAGAGGUGGUCGCUCGGCAACAAUACCUGCUAGCGUUCGAGUGACAGUGAUUCGAAACACCAACGCUCCAGUCUUUAUCAAUCUGCCCAAUGCCAAUCAGAUCAACCAUAAUACCUCAAUAGGAACCCAAGUCUUCCCAGUGUCGGCUAGAGAUCCAGAUCCUGGUGUGUUUGGACAGCUCACAUACAGUCUUACAGGGGAUGGAGAAUCCCCCAGUGUAUUCGACAUCAACCCAACCUCAGGGGCCAUAACUCUGCAGCAGUCACUGUUCUCUCAAACUUCUACCCUUUAUACGUUGAGAGUACGUGUCCAGGAUGGGGGCAGUCCCAGGAAGGAAGCUAUGAACACCCUGACAUUGACUGUUCAACGAAAUUUUGAAACUCCCCGCUUUGUCUCAAACAGUUAUACAUUCACAAUCAAGGAAAAUGAACCAAUCGGAUUUAGUGUUGGACAAAUAGUUGCGACAGAUGCUGACUCAGCUCCACCAAACAAUUUGGUAGAGUACUACUUUGUAGGGUCAACACCAUCACAGAGGUUUUUAAUUGAUUCUAGGACGGGAAUUAUUACCAUUAGAAAGGACCUGACCACAGAGGAAACCCCAUCUUCUUAUAGUUUCCGGGUUCAAGCAAGAGAUUCGGGUUCACCACAGAGACUUAGUCAGGAAAUCCCACUGACCAUUAAUGUUCAACGAAAUGACUAUGACCCAUUGUUUGGCAACUUGCCAUUCAGUGUGACAAUACCAGCAAAUGCUAAUCAAUUUUCAACUGUUUACACUGUAAACUCAACUGAUGCAGACACUGUGCUUGAUUUCCAACGCCGAGAAUAUGAUAUCAUAGGAGAUGAUGCUGCCACAAGUUUGUUUGCUGUGGACCCAACAGCUGGUAGAAUAACAAUAAGUUCUCUGCUGACUUCAGAUCCAGCUGUACAAUAUAGGGUUAGAGUGCGUGUAAGAGACUUCGGAACUCCUAGACGCUCAUCAACAAGCCUGCUUCUAGUCAAUGUGACCAGAAAUCUGAAUGCUCCACAAUUCAAUCCAACUCAAUACAAUGCCACUAUCUUAGAAACCCAGCCCUUGGGGUCCAGCAUACAACAAGUGUCCUCUAGCGACCUUGACACAACGGCACCAAAUAAUGUACCUACGUAUACAUUGAGUGGAAAUGCUUUAGCACUCCAGUACUUCCAAGUCAAUCCAAGUACAGGAGUCGUCUCCCUUUAUAAAGAUCUACGAGACGAUACAGCAACUUCUUAUACUCUCACGGUGACUGUAGCUGACAAUGGUUCCCCAUCACUUGCUGGAACAAACACGGCCACAGUGACAGUGCAGGUCAACAGGAAUCUACAGCCCCCACGCUUUAUCAAUGCUCCCUACAGUUCCACCAUUACAAGGCUUGUUACAGACAACACUCCUUUGCCUGGAGUGACAGUUUCUACGGCUGAUGAUGAUACUGUGAGUCCAUUUAGAGAUGUUACAGUGAGCGUGAUUGGGGACGAUUCAGCAGCGAGCCUGUUUGAGUUAGUGGGAUCAAGUGUUCGUGUUCGAAAUGCAGCAAAUUUAGCAGCAGACACAGCUAACACAUACAAGCUUCGGCUGUUGGCAGAGGAUGGAGGUUCUCCAAAGAAAACUGCUACUACAACCAUAGAUAUCACUGUGAGAAGAAAUAUGGUGCCCCCACAGUUUAACCCUACAGCAUAUAACGCAACAAUCCUGGAGAACUACCCUGUCGGAAGUGAAAUUGUGAUGGUGUCUGCCACAGACUCAGACCCACAGCCCCCAAACAACCAGUUUAAAUACAGUAUAACUGGUGAUACAACUGCUAUGACCUACUUCUACAUCAAUCCAGACUCGGGGCGCAUUUCUCUCAAACAGUCCAUCAAAGGAACUGGAGUUAACCAAUUCAGAUUACAAGUGACCGCUACAGACGAAGGAACGCCAUCUUUGAGCGGACAAGCCAUUGUGACUGUGGAUGUAACCAUUGACGACACACUGAGGUUCACACAACUCCAACCAUACACUGCCAGCAUUGAUGAGAAUGACCCUGUAGAUAGAGGGUUUAUUACAGUUAUAGCCACACCCCAGCCGAAUAUCAAAUACUCCAUUGUUGGCUUCAGUGAUAGUCCUGAUUACUUUAAAAUUGAUGAGACCACAGGUGUUAUAUCUGUAAAAACUGAUCUUCGAAGUGACCUAUCCAAGAGAACUACAUAUUUGAUUCAAGUAAGAGCAGAAAAACAGUUUCCUAAUGGACUUCAAUCUGUAGAGAAUCUGGUCAAUGUUACGGUUCUCAGAAACAUCAAUGCACCUGUGUUCAACUCCACUCAGUACCAAGCAAACAUCAAUGAAAAGUAUGGCCUUGGACAGUCAGUGGUGCAGGUGUUUGCCACAGAUCUUGAUACUCAGGAUGUUCUCCUCUACUCCAUCAUUGAUCAGGCUGGGGAGACGGAACCAUUUUACAUGGCUCCUAGCACAGGAAUUAUCACCUUAAAGCAGCUACUGACCGGCACAACUAAAACAAGAUAUGCAUUUACGGUGCAAGUUCGGGAUCAGUCCAAACCAGAGAAAUUUGGGCAGUCAACAGUAGUCAUCAACGUGAGAAGGAACAGCCAGUCUCCUGUCUUUGAAAGAACACCUUAUGGUGCACCCAUUAACUACAACCAGGCUCCAGGACCUGUGUAUACUACCUCUGCUAGAGAUCCUGACUUAACGGGUACCUUGACGUAUGAAGUAAUUGGAUACUUCUCCGCUCCCGGUUACUUCACUGUCAAUUCCAAUGGAGAGGUUGUUCUGCUGUCUAGUUUAGCCAGUGAUACAGCUCAAUCUUACACGCUUGGUUUGGCGGCUUAUGAUAGUGAUUAUCCCAAUGAUAAGGCGUAUGCAAAUGUUACAAUCACUGUCAACCGUAACCCCAAUGCUCCAGAUUUCACUAACCCAUCCUACAGUAUAACUGUCAAUGAAAGUUACCCUCUGGCAGUUAGUCUGCUACAAGUCUCAGGCCAGGAUGCAGAUCAGCAUGUUGUUGAGUACAUUCUGGAAUCCAGCAAUCCUAUAGAUGGCACUCAGUUCUUUUAUUUGAACCCAUCCACUGGUGUACUGACUGUGUCCAGACCUCUCACUGAGACAGGGACACAGACUUUCACUCUUCAAGUUCGUUUGAGGGAUAAUGGAAUUCCUGCGAGAUCAUCUGCAACAACUGCCCCAGUAACUAUAUUUAUCACAAGGAAUAACAACGGUCCUAUAUUUGCUGGCACUUUUACCGCAAGUAUAAAUGAGACAACACCAACAAACACAGCUGUGCUCACAGUGGCAGCUACUGAUAGUGAUCCUAAUACAUCACCCUAUGGACAACUGAGAUAUCGUGUAAUAGGAGAUGGAGAUUUCACUCAAUUCUUCGAUAUCAAUCCAACAACAGGAAGUAUAUCAGUUCAACGCCCAUUAACCUCCCAAGACGUUGCUCUUUAUCAGGGAAGAAUUGUGGCAGAGGAUGGAGGCUCCCCUCCCAGAUCAGCUACUGCCACUGCUAUUAUCAACAUCCUGAGGAACCUGAAUGACCCGGUCUUCAAUCCCAAAUCUUACACAGCCACUAUUUAUGAAACUCAUCAAGUUGGAGAUGAUAUUGUUACUGUAACAGCCACUGAUGCAGACCAAAUUCGACCAAAUAAUGAAAUAAUCUUUGAGAUGUCUGAUACCACACCCAAUCUGAAUAAUGCAGGCUUAAACUACUUCAGUAUCCGCACAGAGAACAACAGAGGCUUGAUCUCCGUCACUCUACCUCUAUACAUAGACAAUCUGAACACUGCAGUCUACACGUUCUCUGUCCGGGCUCGUGACAAUGGAAGUCCUACUCGGUUCUCUGUGGAUGCGGCAACAGUGACCAUCACUGUGUACAGAAACUUGUUCCCCCCAGUAUUCCAAGGUGAACCUUACACUGCGUCUCUGAACUUCAACAGUCCAAGUGGGUCUACAGUGCGACAAGUCAACGCCACAGAUAAUGAUGCGCAGAGUCCACAUAACACUGUGACCUAUUCCAUUAUUGGAGAUGGCACAGCACAGACAUUGUUCAGUAUCAACCCUGCUACCGGUUUGAUCACCACUAGGCAAAGUCUGCAGAAUAAUAAUGUGGAACGAUCCUCGAUUUUGGUCAUGGCCAGAGAUGGAGGCACACCCAGUCUAACUGCUACAUCCACAGUAUCAGUGACAAUAGCCAGAAACCUUAACGCUCCUGUGUGGACCAUUUCCACUUACAGUGUAAAUAUUACAGAGACCCAAGACUUGGGAACCCCCAUUGCCGCCUUGAGUACGAGAGAUGAUGAUGUAGAGGCUCCUUACAACACAAGGAUCACAACUUUAACUGGAGAUACAAACAUGAUGCAAUUUUUCUCACUGUCUGAGAAUGGACAAUUGUCGGUUAAGAAACAAUUGACAAGUACUAAUAUCAGAACAUUUACGGGAACUGUCUCUCUAAGAGAUGGUGGUAAUCCUCCAUUGACCCCAACAGGAGUAGAAACGGCCACCAUUACUGUGUAUGUGACCAAAAAUGACCACACCCCAUACUUCAUCAAUGAACCUUACUCUAAGGAUCUGGAGGGCACCAUCCAACUAGGUGCAAGUGUUUUCCAGGUCACAGCCAGAGACGAUGACCGUGGGCUCUUUGGUUUGGUUCGGUAUAGAAUCACUGGAGAUGACUUGGCUCCAAAUUAUUUCCAAAUAGUGGACAGUGGUUUGAUCUCCAUCAAAAAUGUGUUGAGCGGUGUGAAUCAAAAUCAAUUCAAGGUGAGAGUGGAGGCCUAUGAUGGAGGAAGUCCCAGCAAAACCAAUGUUUCUGUGGUGACUUUAACGGUGAAAAGCAACUAUCAGCGACCUAUCUUCAACUUGCCAUCAUACUUUGCACGUAUCCCAGAAACACAGAGUCUGGGUCAACGAAUCAUUGCAGUCACCGCAAAUGAUAGUGAUGCACUGGCACCAAACAAUGUUGUGAGGUACUCUCUGACAGAAGGAGCUGAUGACAUUGAGUGUUUCCUGAUAGAUGCCCAAACAGGCAGCCUGUCUUUGAGGCGAUCCCUUCUCUAUGCUCCUUGCACUGGCAGUAGAUACCAGAUGACGGUCACUGCCACGGAUCUAGGUUUGAAUCCUCUCUCCAACACUAUAACUGUUACUGUGGAUGUUGAUCGCAAUGCCAAUCCUCCUGUCUUCCAGAACAUCCCAGCAAUUGCACCAAUCAAUGAAAAUCAACCAACAAGUCAAGGCUUUUUCACUGUCAGAGCUACAGAUGCUGACACAGUGAGUCCAUUCGGAGAUAUCACAUAUUCCUUGGUUGGUGAUGGAACAGCAACCAUUUAUUUCCAAGUAGAUUCUUCCACUGGUGUAGUGAGUCUUAAACAGAGCAUCCAACCUGAUACAGCUUCUACAUACAGGCUAACAUUCAGGGCUACCGAUGGAGGCAACCCUCCUAAGUAUGAUGAGAAAAUUCUAACCGUCAGCGUCAAUAGGAAUCUCCUUGCUCCUGAGUUUGUGCAACAGAUCUAUGAGGUUACAAUCUGGGAAAUUCAGGCCUUGGAUACUGUAAUACAAGAAGUUUCUGCACGUGACAAUGACACCAAAGCUCCCCACAACGAAGUAACUUAUGAAAUAGUUGGUGAUGCACUUGCUCAGACUUACUUCAGAAUUGACAACGAAGGAAGGAUUUAUGUCAGGAGGCCUCUUACUGAUGACAAUGCUGACACAGGACUCUACACUGUAUCUGUACGAGCCAAUGAUAAAGGAACUCCUCAAAGAUCCAGCAGCACUUUGGCCACAGUGAGAGUGAAUGUUUUAAGAAACAGGAACUGUCCAACAUUUGCAUCUUCUGUUGUCGACAUUCCCAUUGACCAGUCUUCAGUCAGCAGGGUUAUUUAUGAUGCCAAUGCCACUGAUCCAGAUGCAGCAAAUACUCCAUUCAGUACAGUCAGAUACAGUCUCAUUGGAGAUGAAAAUGCCCAAGUAUUCUUUAGAGUUAAUGACCAAACUGGGCAAGUUUCCACAAAUGAGCCCUCAUUGUUCUCAGAUCAGGGAACCAUUUACCAGUUGAGAGUGAGAGCCGAGGAUGCAGUAAAUACAGUCACAAGUUGCUCGGGAACCCUUGUGCUCCGUGUCUCUGUUAACAGAAACUUGAAUUCCCCACAGUGGAUAAAUGUGAACACAGCCAAUAACUAUGUCGCAACAAUAUCAGAAACCCACAGUGUCUCCCUAUCUGUGUACAGAAUUCAGGCAGUAGAUGCUGAUGACAAGGUGCCAAACAAUGUUGUCACCUAUGCUAUGACAGCAAAUUCCCCUAACAGGAACUUGUUCUUUGUUGAUGUGGAUGGCUUUGUUUAUCUGAGAAACAGCCUUGUGGGAAUUACAGGGGACCCAUUCACGGUAAGGUUUGUCGCAACUGAUGGAGGUAAUCCUGCUAGAACCAGUCCCGAGGCAACGCUUACAGUAAACGUGAAUCGUAACCAGUUCCCACCAGAAAUUCUGAAUCUUCCUGCAGAGAAAGAAAUCCAAGAAAAUCAACUCGUCAAUGAGGAAAUUUACAGGGUCAAUGGCAGGGACAAUGAUACUUUUGCUCCAUUCAACGCCUAUUCCUUUGAACUUGUGGGAGAUGGCUCGUCAACGACGUUCUUCCGAGUUUCAUCAGAUGGUGCAGUAACAUUGCGACAGUCUAUCUCAUCAGACCCUUCCACCACAUUCCAGCUGCGUGUCCGCGUACAAGAUGGAGGUACUCCUCGAAAACAAGACGAGGGGCUUCUAACAAUCAAAGUGAACAAAAACCUUUUCAGUCCUGUGAUGACUACCGGCCAAUACAGCCGACGAAUCCUGGAAACCCAGACUGUUUCUCUGCCCCUGGUCACUGUCCUAGCCACCGAUGGAGAUCAGUUUACACCCAACAACCAGCUGAGGUAUUUCAUAGUGGGUUCCAACACAACUAUAACUGAUUUCUUCAUGGUGAAUGAGGACUCCGGUGCUGUUAUGUUAAGGAGAUCCAUGCUUGAUUAUCCAAACACAGCUACAACGCUUACAGUCAAUUUCCAAGUCAGUGCAGAAGAUAAAGGAAGUGUACCCAAACAAGCCAACAACCCCCAACUAGUGUCCAUCACUGUGGUCAGAAACACAGCCCCAUUCUUUGAGAAUACAUUCACUUACAAUGCUGAGGUUCAACAGUUUGAACCUGGAGGUGCCUCAGUAUUCAAACCUAUAGGAAGAGAUGCCGACAGUGAUAGUCCAUUCAAUGUUUUGACCUACUCUCUGAUUGGUGAUGAUGCUGCUACAACCGUGUUCCAAAUCAAUCCAAACACUGGAGUUAUCUCUACUAGACCAACAACAAAUCUGACUCAAACUAUUGGCAACUUUGUGGCUCGUGUACAAGUGACAGAUGGUGGGUCGCCUCCCUUGUCGGACACAGCCACGGUACAGAUCACCGUCCAAAGGAACAGGGAAAAUCCUCGUUUCCUUCAUGCUGUGGAUCUCACCAGAAACAUCCCAGAAACUCUGCCAGUAGGAUCAGAAAUCAUUGACCUGAAUGCCACCGAUGAUGAUUUCUUUGUUCCAAAUAAUGUAAUCUCAUACGUGAUAACUGGGGGUGAUGGAAAUCCACUGGAGUAUUUCUUCAUACAUCCCAGCACUGGUGUUAUUGUGCUCCUGAAAUCGGUUAAAUCAAUAUCCACCAGUAAUUUCAGGUUGAGUGUCGAAGCCAGGGAUCAGGGAGCACCUAUGCGCUUGGCCACUGCCACGGUCCGUAUCAAUGUUCUACGAGACACAGGGGUGUUAGCAUUCAGUGCUAAUAACUACAAUGUGACAAUCAGUGAGAAUAAACCAGUAGGAGACUCUGUUACCAACACAGUCGCCUCACCAGGGACUAGCAUUGAGUAUUCCUUGCUGGGUGUUUCAAGUGGACCAGAUUACUUCAGUGUCAAUGCAGCCACAGGACUAGUCACUGUCAGACAGCAGCUCACCAUUGAUCCUGCCAGGCUUACCUUCUACCAGCUGCGUGUACAAGCCAUUAAUAGGGGAGUAGCAACGCAAACUGCAACUGCCAUGGUCAACAUUGGUGUCACUCGUAAUGAAAAUGGUCCUGUGUUUAGACCCAGUAAUACAUACACCACCACUGUUGAGGACACGAUUCCUUUGGGUUCCAAUGUUACUCUUCUGAGUGCAACAGAUGCUGAUAGAGAUCAACUGAACUACAGAAUACUGAGCGGGUCGCCAUACAUCGACCUGUUCUAUCUCAACCCUGUUACUGGACAGAUCACUCUAAAGAACGUCUUAGAAGGAAGAGCAGAAAACCAAUAUACGUUCCAAGUUCAAGUUAGUGACCAGAGAACUCCUGAGCGCACAGCUGAUGCUACUGUAAUUGUCAACGUUAUCAAAGACCGGUUCGCUCCACAGUUUAUCCGCACCCCAUACCGCUCAGCAACCACAGAGAACACCCCAGAUGGCGCUAUCAUCUUCAGCACAGAAGCUAUUGAUCAAGAUCUGAGAGGGAGAAUUGAGUACACUGUCAUUGGUGACAAUGCAGCCCCAGCCUUCUUUGGAGUGAUUCCAGACAGAGGGAACAUUACCAUCAUUAAUCAAGCUCUUCUGAGGAAAGAUGUGGGAACCAGCUACACGCUUCGACUUACCGCCCACGACACACAGUAUCCCAACAACAGAGCCAAUGCCACUGUGACCAUCCAGGUGACAAGGAAUCUGAACUCACCUGUAUUUUCUCCACCAAGUUACAGUAGAACCAUACUGGACACUGUUCCUCUGGGAUAUCAAGUGGUUCAAGUGAAUGCUACUGAUGGAGACAAUGAUCCAAUCCGAUACAGCAUCAUAGGAGACACCAGAGCCCAGACUUACUACUACAUCAACCCAGAAACAGGCUGGAUCACUGUAAAGCAACUCCUGACCACUGGAAACUGGCUUCAGGAUCAGAUUUCGGUCCAGGCCUGUGAUUUGAGAGACCCUCAGAACUGUGUUUCGACAUUUGCCAUAAUAACAAUUGAUCGAAAUGAACAAUCUCCAUUCUUCAUAAAUACUCCAUAUUCAGAAAGUUUGGGACAAGGCAGAACAGCCUCAGAGACUGUGAUCUUCACUGUCACUGCUAGAGAUCCAGACUUGAACCCAAGUACAGGAAGCCUCAGAUAUGAAACAAUUGGCAACUAUCCAGCUCCUUCAUUCUUCUCCUUGAAUACAACCACAGGAGAAAUCAAGGUUGCCCGUGGUCUAAUGGAGGAUGGUCUACAGAGAUCCCAGUAUAACCUGGUGGUGAUUGCCUAUGAUACCCAGUAUCCAGCAGACAGAGCAACAGCUACAGUCACUUUCAAUGUCAACCGCAACCCUAAUUCACCUGUCUUUACACAGUCAGGCAGCUAUCUUGUUACUGUUCCAGAGAGUUUACCUUUAGGCAGCAAUGUUACACAGGUCCUAGCAUUAGAUGCUGAUAAUGAUGUAGUCAGCUACUUCAUCAGCCAAACAGGGAAUACAGGACAAGAGGAUCUGGAUUUCUUCUAUCUGAAUGCAGAGACAGGAGUGAUCACUCUCAAGUCUCUUCUCACCUCGACCAUAUUGAAUUCAUUCAUGUUUGAUGUGGUAGCUAGAGAUCCAAGUGGAAAGACUGGCAAUGCUGUUGUCACUGUCACUGUUACACGAGAUCAACCUCCAGUCUUUGUGUCCACCCCUUACAGAACAUCUGUUGUUGAGAAUCGGCAAAUCAAUUCAAAGAUCUUCACAGUCGCUGCUAAUGAUCCUGAUAGAAAGGGUCAAAUUGUGUAUGGAGUGGUAGGGUCUCUUAAUGCCCCCUUCUACUUUGGAGUGGAUAAUUCCAGUGGGGAAGUUGCCGUCAUCAACGACUUGAAAACUGACAUUAGACAGCAAUAUGAUCUUGUUGUAACAGCAUAUGACAGUGGUUCCCCAGGAAAGACCGCUACUGCUACUUUAACAUUAACUGUUGUCAAAAACCCCUCCGUACCAGAAAUCACAUCUGGUCCCCACAGAGUCACAAUAUGGGAGGACAGAGCUCCAGGAUCUAAUAUAUUGAACAUCACAGCAAGGGAUAAUGAUAGAGAUACCUUAAGAUACGAGUUGUUGAGUGAUGGCACAGCAGAAUCUAUCAGAGCUUUGAUGUACUUCACAAUUGACCCCAACACUGGCCUGGUCUAUGUAGCAAGAACAUUGAUGGAUGAUCCAACAAGGGCUGUCUUGUACAAGAUGAAAGUUCGGGUGAGAGACCAGCAGUACUAUGAGAAACAGACAGAAGCUGAUGUUGAGAUCACUGUACUUAGAAAUCAACAAUCUCCAUUCUUUUUGGGUACCUAUGCCAGGGAAAUACCAGAAAAUACACCAAUGUUGACUUCUAUUCUUCAAGUUACUGCCCGAGACAAUGACAUGAGGCCAAUAAGUUCUCUUCGCUAUGAGGCUACAGGAUUUGGCUCAGCACCUUACUUUUUCUACCUGUCACCUACAAAUGGAUCUAUAUACGUACAGAAUGACCUGCGAUCUGAAAAGAAUGUCUUCACAUACAUUCUUCAUGUUCAAGCGUAUGAUGUGGCAUAUCCCUUAGACAGAGCUGUAACAAAUGUGACCAUUACCAUCAGACGCAAUGAAAAUGCACCACAGUUUGACCAAUUCCAGUACUCUGCCAACAUCAGUGAAAACACUGCUAGAAAUGUAGUGGUUCUACGUCUCAAUGCCACAGACAGGGAUGUUGGGGACAGAAUUACUUAUGCAUACGAUCGUGUCACUCCAACUCUUUUCUCCCGGCUGUUCUUCUUGAGUCCAACUACAGGAUUCAUCACAGUCAGUGAUGACUUGACCACCGACAACCAACUUUCAUACACAGCCACGAUUUUUGCUAGUGACAACAGCAACCCAGAAAAGAUCACAUCAGUAGGAGUCGCCAUUAAUGUCUACAGAGAUCGAUCAACACCACAGUUCUCUCUUGGCAACCAGUCUGUCACAGUGUCUGAAAAUGCUGCCAUUGGGACCUCUGUGGCCCGCCUGACUGCAACUGAUAAUGACAAAGUGGCAAUCAUCACCUAUGAAGUAGAUGGGAUUUACCCUGCUCCUAGUUUGUUUGCAAUUCAUCCAACAUCUGGAGAGGUGACGGUAGCCAAAGAUCUCCAGUUUGAGGCUGUCAGAUCAGACUCUCAGUACAAACUGACAGUCGUAGCGUACGACUCCUUCCGUCCCCUCACCAAGGCUUCUGCCACUGUCACAAUCUUGGUGACCAGAAAUCCCAGCACCCCUCGAUGGGAUCUGUUGUCUUACAACACUACCAUCAGAGAGGACCACCCGCCAUUCUCCUCUGUAGUUCAAGUGAAUGCUGUUGAUGCAGAUGCUGAGGACAAAAUUACAUAUGAUAUUGUCAAUGAAGUUGACGAAAAAGCCCUGAGCAGUGGUCAAUCUGAGAACUUUUACAUAGACACGGACACCGGUGUCAUCUAUCUGAAGAAAUCCCUAAUGAACACGCCAUUCACCAAAUUUAUUUUGACUGUACAAGCCUGUGAUGAUGGUGUUCCCCAUAAGUGUGCCAACACCACUGUGGCCAUCAACAUCAGUGAAGAUAAAAAUGCACCAGUGUUCCUGAACUCUCCCUACUCUACUACAAUUACUGAGAUUUAUCCAGUAGGACGAAUGGCUAUUGCUGUGACAGCUGUCGAUUCAAACCCACUGUCUUCAAUCCGAUACAUGAUAGAACCUCCUGUGCCUAGAUAUUUUACUAUCAACGAGGCAACUGGUAACAUAACAGUGGCCAAGGAGCUCAACACAUCACUGGAAACCACAUUCCAGUUUAAAGUUUCAACAUAUGACAGUGGAGAGCCACAGUACAAGUCGACAGCAGAUGUCACCAUCUUUGUCAUUCGAAACUUGAAUGCUCCUCGGUUUAUUGAAAACCCAAUCAGUGUGACAGUGGAUCAGAAUGCGAAAUACAAUUUCAUGGUGGCUAAUACCACUGCAGAGGAUGCUGAUGGGGAUAUCCUUCGGUACACUAUGACGGGUAAUCCACUGUCUGAGGUACAGACAUACUUUGGUAUAGAUCCAGACAAUGGAGAUAUUUUCCUCAGAGAGUUACUGACUAACCCUCCCAGGCAAUCUUACCAGUUGUUUGUGUUUGCCAGAGAUCAGCGUCUUGUGAAUGAAAAGACUGGCACAGCCACAGUAAAUGUUUUCAUUGACUUUGAUGAUGCACCACGCUACCUUGAUAAUCUGCCAUACAACGCCAACAUUCAGGAGUCUCGGAGUAUCAAUUCAGUUGUUACUCAGAUGCGCGGUAACGACCCAGAUUUGAAGGGUAAUUUGACAUAUGAAUCCAUUGGAAUGUAUCCAGCAGAAGAUUACUUUAGUGUUGAUCCAUCAUCAGGAACAGUUUCCUUAAUCAGAGACCUGAAAUCAGAUCCAUCAGGAUUGCAGACCUACACUCUAAGGGUUGUGAUAUAUGACUCGAUGUAUCCAAGAUUAAAAGCAACAGGAGACGUAGUGAUCAAUGUGGUCAGGAAUCCAUUUGCCCCGCAGUUCUCUCCCAAUGCAGAUUAUCGUGCCACCGUCCAAGAGAACGUCACUCUGGGAUACCAAGUGCUGGACAUCGAUGCCACUGACUCUGAUAAUGAUCCAGUAACAUUUGAGAUAGUCAAUUCUGCUCCAUCGGGUGGUGAAAAUUUCUUCUAUCUCAAUCCUAACACUGGAGUUUUGACGACCAAAAGGUUGCUGACAAACACACCUGAAACUUUAUAUCAGCUGACAGUCCAGGCUUCUGAUGGCAGAGGGAGAGCAGCCAAUGCCACGGCCAGUAUCACGAUCACUCGUAUCCCGUCAGACCAGAGGCCAGUCUUUAUAUCUACUCCCAAUGCAACCAUCAAUUUUAAACAGCCAGUCAGCAGCUCUGUCAUAACUGUUGCAGCUCAAGAUCCUAAUCCUGUGGGAACUAUAAGGUAUGAACUUGUUGGAAUUUAUCCAGCCCAGGAAUUCUUUGCUGUCAACCCAACCACUGGAUCUGUAACUGUCACACGAGACCUUGCUACUGAUUCCUUUGAAACCAUGCAAUACACACUCCGCCUUGAAGCCUACGAUACAAACAAUCCCAACUUACGAGCUGUCGGUCUUUCCUUCAUCACCGUGAUUAGAAACCCUGCCUCACCUGUAUUUAGUGCCGGUGAUUACAGCCAUGUAGCUGAGGAGACUCUACAAGUGGGAGCCAAGUUGUUUGAUAUCAACGCAACAGAUGCUGAUGGGGACCCUAUUUUCUAUGAUGUUGUACAAGACCAAAAUGGAAUUGCUGCCAGUGAGUUCUUCUUGUUGAAUAGAGACAGUGGACAAUUCUACCUCAUUAAGGAUCUUAGACUCACCACUCAAAAUGCCUUCUCGUUCCGAGUCAGAGCCCGAGACCAGGGACGUCCUGAGAAAUUUGCAACAGCCAAUGUUUUGAUCAGUGUUACCAGAGACAAUGGUCCUCCCACUUUCAUCCAGAGAGAUUAUAUCUUUGAAGUCCCUGAAACAGAGCCAGUGAACAAUAUAAUUCCAUUUGCCUCCAUUCAAGCUCAGGACUUUCCCACCAGGGGAUCUCUGGUUUAUGAGGAAGAAGGAGAUGGACUCGCUAUGUCCUAUUUCGCAUUGGACAGAAACACAGGAGCCAUCAGAGUACAGAAAAGUCUCCUUACCACCAAUGAAUCAUACUUUGAGUUGAAGGCAACAGCUUAUGAUACCUUCUACCCUGACAACAAAGCCAACACUACAGUCAAAAUUACUGUGAGGCGCAAUCAGAAUGAACCUCAGUUCAGCCAGAGUGCAUACAAUACUGAAAUAAAUGAAUACCAUCAAUUUGGUGUUACAGUAUUUACAGUUUCAGCUGCAGAUGCAGACAGAGAUGUUGUGCUGUUUUCCAUUGAACCACCCAAUGACUUCUUCUAUAUUGAGAAAUACAGUGGCAGAAUCUACCUUCGCAGGUCUCCGAGUGAAAAUCCUACAGUGUCAGAAUAUACUUUCCUGGUCUUAGCCAGUGAUCAAAGAAGUCCACCAAGAAUUGCCAAUGCUACAAUGACCAUCAGAAUUAGACGAAACCAACCACCCGUGAUCUUAGAACUACCUUUAGUAAAUUCCCAGUCUGAAAAUACUGCUGUUGAUUCAGUUGUGUACACAGUGAAGGCUACAGAUCCAGAUAUGAGGCCUGGGUCCAGACUUGUGUACACAUUGAUUGGAGAUGGCUCAGGUCCUACAUUCUUUAGUUUGAACAACUUGACUGGAGAAAUCCGCAUGAAGGCAGGAUUUAGGGAUGACUUAGCAUUGCAAUAUGUGUUGCGGAUAUCUGUGUAUGACCAGGAAAUCAUGGAUAUGCGAACCACAAGCACAUUAACUAUCAAUGCUCUGAGAAAUACAAAUCAGCCCCGAUUUAAUCAGCGUUUCUAUGUGUACAACAUCACAGACACAACACGACCAAGUACUGUUGUUGGUCAACCAAACGCCACCGAUUUCGAUGGAGAUAGGUUACAGUACUUUUUGACUGGAGAUGCCACAGCCAGGGAAUACUUCUAUGUGAACAGAGACACUGCUGAGAUCAUUUUAAUCAAGAACUUGGACACAACAACUGUCAAGACAUUCAAUCUACAGUUAAGAGUUGAAGAUGGACGAGUGCCUCUAAAAACAGACACAGUUCAAGUGACCAUCAACGUAGCACGUGAUCUGGAACUACCAAUCUUCAUCAAUGACCCGUAUAACUUUAACACUGAUGAAGAGAGACCUGUAAACCAUACCUUAGGAACUGUUACCGCUAUAGAUCCUGAUUUACGGGGCCGAAUACAGUAUGAAGUUGUUGGAAUUUAUCCAGCACCUUCAUUUUUUGAUGUGGAUAAAGAUUCAGGAGUUAUCAGAAUUAUCCGUGAUCUCAAGGAAGACAAAUCCGCAACUGGAACCUAUGUGCUGAGAAUAUCUGCCUUUGACUCUAGAGAUCCAAGCAAAAACACUUUAACAGAUGUAACAAUAACAGUGGCCAGGAAUGUGAACCCACCUGUGUUUGAUAGAACUACGUAUUCUACCAGAAUCACAGAGUUAUACUCUAUGGGAAUACCAGUUCUUAACAUCACAGCAACAGACCCUGAGGGCACUCAGAUCUCAUACACCCUUGUACGAGAUAACACAGUGGGAGGCAAUGCCUUGGUCUACUUCUACAUUGAUGCAAAUGGAGGCCUGUAUCUUAGAAAACCUUUGACUGCACCCGAUGUACCUGGACAGUUUAAUAUGGUGGUUGCAGCCACUGAUUCAGGAAGACCAUCAAGAACAACGGAGGUCAAUGUUUUCGUUGGUGUGGACAAAAUCAACCCUCCAGUAUUCCUGGGCACCCCUUACACUAGACGGCUGGAGGAGAGGACACUCAAUGGAACCAGUAUCAUCACCGUUAGCACUAGCCCCUCUACCGACAUUGUGUAUGAAAUUGUGGGAGAACCACCAGCUCCAUAUCUAUUCUUUGUGGAACAGAACGGAGACAUUCAUAUCAAAAAGGAUUUGACCACAGACAAAUCAAUGGAAUACAAGAUAAGAGUCCGGGCAUACCAGAGGAACACUCCCUCCAAGUACGCUGAAACAGAUGUGGUUGUCACAAUGCUGAGAAACAGCAAUCCACCAACAUUUACCCCUGACAGCUUCAGCACUUCAGUGAAUUAUGAUGAUCCGGUCGGACAGCGAGUCCUACAAGUUCAGGCUGCAGACAUUGAUCAGGAUGAUCUUCAGUAUAGCAUAAGUGGAGAUACGGAUUGCCAGAACAGUUUCUACAUAAUCAGUGCAACAGGGGAGAUAUUUUUGGGCAAAAAUCUUAAAACCACCAACGAUGUCUUGUUCCAAUGUACUUUGAGUGUGACAGACAAUGGUUAUCCAACUCCCAAAACUGACACAGCUACCCUAGUGAUCAAUGUAGUUAGGGGAACUAAUCCAGUGUUUGGCAACCAGAACCUGAAUGUUAAUACCCGGGAAGAUGUGCCCGUUGGUACUGUUGUAGAAAAUCGUAUUUCUGCCACCAGAACUCCAGCACCUCAGAGUCCCGAUACAUUGGUCUAUGAGAUCAUUGGUGAGUAUCCAGCUCAGAGCUUCUUUGGCAUCGAUCGCCUCACAGGACAAAUCAGUGUUAUUCAGGAUCUCCGCUUGGAUGGAUUGAAGACCACUCAAUACAAAGUUCUGGUAGUGACCUAUGGAACAGACAAGCCAGACCUUAGAAGUACAGCUACAGUGACAAUAGAUGUGCAGAGAAACUUGAAUGGUCCCAGAUUCUUUCCACAGUCAGACUCUAUCGAGCUUCCCGAAACAACAAGUACAGACUUCUGGUCCAUGCCACAAAAUGUUACUGAUCCAGACAGUUCCAAGAUCACUUGCUCCAUCAUUGGAGAUACCAAAUCUGUUGAGUACUUCCAAGUUGAUCCUGAUACAUGUGUUCUCUCCCUGAAAAAGUCUCUUAAAGAUGACCCAGAUCUAACUACAACGUACAAUGUCUUGAUUGAGGCUGUAGAUAAUGGACAACCUCCACAGAGCAACAGAAAGACUGUAACCGUCACUGUUCCGAGGGAUGCAAGCCCACCCAAUUUCCAGAAUCUCCCAGUCACAAUUACCAUUGAUGAAACCAGGCCAAUUGGUGAUUCAGUCUAUAUUGCAUCAGCAACAGACAACUGGAGGGGCAGAGCCCACUACAGCAUUGUGGGUGAUCUCCCAUCACCAAGCUUCUUCCAGAUUGACCCGAAUACUGGAAAUGUAACGCUUAGAAAUUCACCCAAGUCUGAUGGAUUGGAAAGUACUUCCUACAGUGUGAGGAUUAAAGUUAUAGAUGAUGCUUGGCCCAAUAAUCCACAAUAUGGUGUCCUAACUGUUCAAGUGACAAGAAACAGACAAGGCCCACAACUCCAGUCAACAACAUACACCAGAAGGAUCAAGGCCAGUAACCCCGUCGGAUCAAAUAUAGUUACCAUUCAAGCGUCUGAUCCAGAUGGGGACAAGCCUUUGUUUGUGCACCGUGGAACUGAAGAUGAUAAGAAAUACUUCUAUGUGAAUCCUGAAACAGGAGUUGUCAUACAAAUCGGUGAUCUGUCGGAACUACCAGAUAAAACAUUCCAGUUCAAUGUUGAUGUGUCAGACACUCGCCAGCCCAUAAACACUGUAACAGCCACUGUUACCAUCAUUGUCACCUCACUGAAAGGUCCCCCAGUGUUUACCAAAGCCUUCUACAAUGUGAACAUACCAAUUAUAACAGCAGUGAAUAGUUCAGUGGAGACUAUAUCAGCUGUGGACAGUGACUUGGAGGGUCAAGUGGUAUACAAUUUGAAUGGAUUUAAUCCUGGAACAGAUUACUUCUGGAUGCAGCCAUCUGGAUCAUUUGUGACUAUCCGCGUGAAGAAAAGCUUACUGGACAAUCCUGAUGUGACAUCAUAUCUGUUGUUUUUGGAAGCUUACGACAACACGUAUCCAGAUGACAAGUCCUAUGCCUCAGUGACCAUAAACAUCCUGAAGAACACCAAUCCCCCAGUCAUUGUUCCUUCUACACUGAGUGCAACUGUGAACGAUUACGACCCACCAGGAACCUUUGUAGUUGAUGUGAAUGCCACAGACGCCGAUACAACCUUACCAGAGAAGACACUGCUCUACGCCAUUGAGGAUGGAAGAGCUGGCGCCACUGAUUACUUUGUGAUUGAUCCUAUCACUGGUGUGAUAACCAUUGAUACUAGGCUCUCUGAAGACACCGCCAGGCCUCCAGACUAUGUGCUGAGAAUCACUGCCAGGGACACGAGCUCCACCCCACAGACGGCAACAGCCACUGUGACAAUAACGGUCAACAGAAACUCAAGACCUUCCUUUGUUGACCCGGCCAGAUACGUGUUCAGUCCCUCGGAGACAGUCAAUGUGUACGAGUCCCUAUUCCAGGUUUCUGCCACGGACCCAGAUUCAGCAACUCUACUGAAUGGACAACUAGAGUUUUAUUUUGCUGGACCAGAGGAUGCCAGUCGUGUGUUUGGAAUCACCCCAGACACAGGCAGUAUCUAUCCACGUAUCAGUCUGCGAGAUGUCACUCAAGACCAGUGGACAUUUACAGUGGGUGUUAGAGACAAGGGAAUUCCACCACUGUUUGUUGAGACAUCGGUCACUGCCAAUAUUCAGCGAAUCGGAAAGCCAACAUUUGGUUCUACCCGGUAUGACAUCACCGAAUUUGAAAAUGCUCCAGUGGAUAAGUUCCUCACCCAAGUGUUGGCUACUGAUCCUAUGCCAGGUAGUACACUGGUAUAUGAAAUCCGAGGUGAUGGCUUAGCAGAAGAGUACUUCAAAAUUGGAUCUGAUGGAUCAAUCCGAAUUAACAAAUCCCUUCACCUGGAUGACAACAAAACACCAACUUACAGGAUUCGGGUUGUUGCAUACAGACAGUCAGACCCAACCCAGCUGGCUGAAACUUUUGUGUAUGUCUUGGUGAUCAGGAAUCCCAACCAACCACGAUUCAGCCAUGGAAAUCUGCAGAUAACCAUCAAUGAGAACAAAGCUGUGUCAUCCUAUAUCAUUAGCGUCAAUGCUAGUGAUGCAGAUCUGGGAGAGAAUGGAGAGAUUGUGUACUUCUUCAGUGCACAAGAAUCACAGCCUGUUUAUGCAACAAACUACUUCUAUAUCAACCCAACCACUGGUGACAUUACACUCACCUCCAAUCUACGUGGGGACCCCAACACUCCCCAAUAUCAGUUGCGUGUGAUAGCCAGAGACAAGGGGGUCCCAAGUAAGCAGUCUGGUGUCACUGUCACAGUCAUUGUGGAGAGAAACCCCAACCAACCUGCAUUUAUACAAAGAUCAUAUGAAGCUGAUGUCAAUGAGAGCAUUCCUGUUGGAAGCUCAGUUAUCGAGGUGGCUGCCCUAGACCUUGAUGGAGACCCACUUACCUACAGCAUCUCUUACAAUCCCCCAGCUUCUCUGUACUUCAACAUUGAUAGCACCAGUGGUCUUAUCAGGACUGCCACCACCCUGUACCAAGAUGAGGCUGACCGCUAUGUGCUAUUGGUGACAGCUUCGGACGGUACCCUUCAAGGAUCUGCCACAGUCACGGUCCGAGUUCAUCGCAACGUCCACAAACCAGUCUUCUCCAACCCGAACUACAGCGUAACAAUCUCCGAGUAUGAAGGCCUUAACGACAUCAUUCACCGUGUGAUUGCUACAGACAAUGACAACAGAAACAGCAGCAGUGGUGUUCUCAGAUACUCCAUUGUGAGAAGUGUCCCUCUCUCCAGUAGUCCUGUGUUUAUCAUUAGUUCCACCACGGGAGAAAUCCAGCUGGCACAGUCACUCACCAACAACAAGACAGCCAGUCAGUACAAUCUGACAGUUAUGGCCAGGGAUGUUUCCACGAGCCCCAAAAAUGCUACAGCAGUUGUUACCAUCAACAUUGUACGCAACGAGUUCGCUCCAGAGUUUGCAUCACAAACUUACAAUGCAUCAGCUUUCGAUUUAGACCCCUAUGGCAAAAUUGUGCUCAAUGUAUCUGCAGCUGAUGCUGAUAGACUAAAUCCAUACAGUGCUAAUACACCAAAUGCAUUGGUGAGCUAUUCCUUGCCAUCGGAUGCAUUAACAUACAACAGGUAUUUCCAAAUCACACCUACAGGAAACCUGACGGUGAUCCAGCCUCUUCCCUCAGAAACAAAUAUAAUUGCAUUGCCGGUCCGUAUCAGAGCUUGUGAUCUAAGCUGGAAUCAAAAAUGUUCAGAAAUCCGUGUAAAUAUAGCACUAAGUCACCAUGAGACCCAAGCUGGACAACUUGGAUUCUUACAGCCAGUGUAUUACAAAGAGGUAUCAGAAAACCUAGAUUUGAACGAAGUGAUUGUAACAAUGGAUGUGGAAUACCAAGAAGAGAACAGAAUCGUAUGUAACAUUGAGGAUCUGGACCUCUCCAACAAAUUCUCAAUCAUCACAGAUAACCUGCAGAAAAACUGUAAACUGACUCUGUUGCAUCAGCUGGACUACAGUGUACAGAGCAGAUACAAUGUAACAGUGAGCGUUCGCCCAGACACCAUCAAUAACAGGAGGAAGAGGCAAAUAUAUGUCUAUAACACCCACCAGUUGGCAACAGUAAUCAUUCAGGUGAAAGAUGAAAACAACAAUGGACCUCGGUUCAUUUACCCCUUGUAUCCCGUUAACCCCAAUGUACUAAGGAUGUACUUUGGAGCUGUCGCUAAUGACAGUAGACCUGACAAACAGGUUUUGGAGGUUCAGGCUACUGACUUAGAUCUGGGCACCAAUGGUCUUGUAACAUACUCCAUCAAAGACGCAUCAGAAAGCCCUGCAAACACUCCAUUUUCCCUCUCUUCUGAUGAUGGCAUUGUUACUACAAAGAGAGACUUGUCAGCAGAGUUGAACAAGCCAGUGCAAUACCGCUUCAGAGCUGUUGCAUCUGACAACCCAGUUCGCUUCACCGAAAAACAGUCAGAUGAGACCAAUGUUAUUAUAAAUUUGAUUCGUCCAUUUAAUCGAUUUGUGUUGGUCUUCAAAGACAAAAAUCCAGAGGAUCUGUUACCUAAAAGAGAGUUCAUUAGACAAGUUCUUCAAAAUGUGACAAAGCAUGUAGCCAUCAUUGAGACCAUUGAAAGAAAGAGAUAUCUGAAUGAUUUGCAGAACGUCCAGACCGAUGAUGACGAUAUACCAGAUGCUGAUGUGUACUUUGUCCUACAAGAAACUGUAGAACCAUAUCACCUGAUCAACAACACACGACAGGAUGAGCUGUUCCCUGGCGGUGAUCUGGGUGAUCUGAAGAACAAGAUAGGUGGGGACCCUUCACUGGAUGUUAUCACCAUCAGAAAACCAUUUGACAGCGAGGCAAGCCGCAUCUUCCAGCUGAGUAAAUCCUACGUGUGGUGGCUGGAUGACCCAUGGGCAGCCCUGGUGGCUUUGGCAGCCAUUUCUAUCCUCUUAUGUCUCGUUGGACUCAUUGUCAUCAUCUUUACUCACUCAAGGUAUAUGAGAUACGUCGGUGAAUAUGAAACCCAUUUAAGGGCGUUUGAUCAACCUGAAUUUGUGGAGCCACCAAGUUUUCUCAGGGAAUAUGAAACACAGAGUUUAAAUAUGUAUGUCCCAGCACCUGAUGAAGCAGUGCAUGAUUUAGGAGAAAUUAACAUGACGUUUGAGGGAGAAAACGUAACAGCAGAGCAUAUAGGCGGAGAUCAGGGAAUUACGUCCGCCGUCAAUCCUAUCUAUCAGGAAGAUGACCCUCAGAGUCAACCCCCCAGACCAACAGGAUUUACAGAAAGCACAACCAUGCUGUGAAUUCCAUAAACUGUAUAUAAUAAUAAAGACUUGCCAUCAAACAUACUCUAGUUUAGAGCUACGCACUCCAUUCUGAGGCUUCCAGAACUUCACUUUAUGUACCAAAAAGCGACUUUCAUUACAAUCCAUUAUGCCACAGAAGUGACGGAGUGCAAACAAUAGAAUGAAAAGUGACUUCAAGAACAAUGCAAUAAUACUGAAAAUCCAGAAAGUGCCAAGGGAGGAAAGAAUUUCAAAAAAAAAAAACUCUUCAAAAAUGCUUCUAAUGCAUGAUUAUUUCUAUGCAGGUCUGGUUAUACAGUCUAGUUUUAUUGUAAUAGUGCUUCAUUCCAAUUUAUAGGUUGUUAUUUAUUAGAUUUGCUGUUAAUUGUUUAAAUUUUGAUAUCAUACUCCUUGUUUUUUAAGUAUUAUUGAAAGAACAUAUCAAAGAAGAGUGCAAACAUAUCAGACUAGAGUGUUUAACUUUAAGAUAUAUACAUAUAUAGGGUUGUUUUUGACUUCAAAUUUUUGUACAUGUAAUACAUUCCAUGACUCGUACAGUAUGAUGUAAGGCUGUUUAUAAUUUUUAAUGUGAAAUUUGUAAAC